AUACAGACACAAAAGUAGCUGGGUCAUAACAGAAUCACGUUUCACUGAAGAUCUUACAGGAAGUGGAAGGGUUGCAAAAAAACAAGAUUGUUUGCAAAGGGUAAGGCUGGAAGAUAAAGGGGUGAGCUGUCACUUAAUCCACACAUGGCAAAAAAUCUAUGGUUAUAAAAAUACUGUAAAAAAAAAUUAUCCUUACAGAUUUCUUUUCUUUUACACUUAAAUGUUUUAGAUCAUUAAACACCCAAAACAGUUUUUCCAGGUCAGAAUUUUAUUAAUAAGAGGAAAAAGCUACCCAAACCAUGCUAGCUGUCUGCGAAAACAUAUUAAUCUCUGUGAUAAAUCAGAAAUAAACUGUGAUUUACCACCAGUCAACAUUUAGAUUACUGCCAGACCUGUAGGGAAAAAGAAGAAAACCCUGGAUUUUAGUUGGAAGAGUGGACAACUUAAUAAUUGCAAUUACUCCUGCAAGUCGCACCCUGCACCGAUAGUGAAAAAAGCUGCACUAAUACUUCUACUGGAUUUCUAAAGCACAUGUGAACUGAUAUACGAUCGAAAUUAACUUUUACACAAUUUAAAUUUUCCCAUAGAUUUCACAAAAUAAGCAAGAGUUGAAGUUUAUGUUUAAGUGGAUUUCUCCACUUAAGAAUAGAUGGCUCUUUAGUUUGCUUUGUAGGAGGGUUCUUUUUUUAAUAGUGACAGCAUUGCUAAAGUCAUGAAGCUAUUCAAAUUGAGUACACAAAUCAUGAAUCAAAGCAUUGCAACAGCACAGUCACAUUUCACGGAACAGAUUGUUCACAUGAAGGAUAAGAGACAUAUUAGUGUUAAUAAUAGCGCAGGAGAGAGUUUACUCUACUUGUUCAUCUUUGUUUAAGAAUUUUCAUUUGUUAUGGGAACUGCAUAAUGAAGAAGGAAGUGCAAAUAAAGAGGGACCUAUUAAAAGUAUGAUCACACAUGUCAAUAAAGUAAUUAUUGGAAGUUCUGUGCAUUUAACUGAAUCAACCACUCUGAUUAAUAUACUUUUGAAGAUAUAGAACUGUAAUGAAAUAAUUUGAAAUAAUGUUUGUGUUGUCGUAUUGUGUUAAAAGUGUUUCAAGAUUUAUGAUUUUCAUAGAAUACAAGGCUUUAUCCUGCCACAAAUUCAAAAUUCUUAAGAUUCUGAGGUUCAUUGAAUUUGAUAAUAAGAUAAAACACAUUUAAGAUAAUGCCGGUCUACUAUCACAACCUGAACAGCAGUUUAGAAAACAAAACAUUAGCAUUUACAAUUUAAAUAACUUAAAUUCUAAGCUAAAACUAUAAGUACUGUGAUAUUUAAAUUUGACAGCAAGCUUUGUUGCCAAAGUUAUUUAAUUUUUCUUCCUUAAUGAUGCUCCUAGCUGUUUCAUUAAUUAAUUAUUUCUUGCCUGUCCUUUCAGUUAUUUAUUAUGUAUAAUUUCUAUUACUUUAUCAAUAAGUUGAUUUCCAAAGACGUUGAUUUCCACUGUAUAAUUUCAAUAUCAGAGUAAAAGCAGCUGAAUAAAUUUUUUGUUUUGUUAAAAACUAUGAUUUUUCUUCUACUUUAUACACUGCGUUGUGUUGGUUUGGAAUGUAAAGUAAAAAUAUGACACCUGAUUUGAGAGUUUAAAAUGCUGUUUUCUGUUUUUAAUGCCACCCUGGUUAAGUGACCAUUCCUCUCAUCAAAAACGUUCAUUGGUAAACAGUUUGAAUACUCUAGUGCUGUACCUUUUUUGAUGUUCUAUUUUCCAAGAACGUUUUCUUCUACUUUUUCACUCAGACCAUUUUAAUUGAAAUAGUCAACAGCUUGAUUUCCUUUCUUUUUUUAAUGACUAAAUGCUUCUUCCUCUUUUUUGUGCUAUAUUAUGUCCGUGACUAAAUUCAGGCUGUGAGUCUUUAUUUUGGUAGGCGGGAUCCGGAAGUUGCGUCAUGCUUGGUCGCGGCACUCCUGAGAGUAACUAUAUAAGAGUUCUUCGUGCUGCAGCUGACUCAGUUAUCCUGUAAACAAUUGUAACGGCGCAUGACAGAGAAGCUUAGAGACAGGCAGCGGGACACUAUGACGAUAAACACACUACCCAACGGGACCACUGUGACAGAACUGGGUCAGUUUCUGAAAAACCCACCGGAGGGUUUCACCGUGAAGGCCGUGGGCUCGGCUUACCAGGUCCAGUGUGGAGAAGAGAACCUGGUUUUCAUCGAUAAGUUUCACUCCGGGGACUUUGAUGUAGUUUUCCAGAACUCACUAGGAAGGAAGCUUAAAAUGCACAAUUUGUGGGAGUAUACCAGCAUGAGGAAAAGUCUGCUGUCCAAGAGGAUCUAUGUGUUGGUUUCUCUCUGCGAUCAAAGCAUGCAAGAAACCAGCAAGAAGGGGCCCAUAAAGCCCAGAGCUCUGCAGGAGUACGUGUUGUCCGUCAAUGGUGGGAAUCCGAUGAUGAAGUGGCAGAUGCAGAAAGGCCUGGACUGGACCAUCUCCUCUGUGGGGGGAGAGAGCUACAGGGUGGAGAUUGACUUGAGUGAAAUCUUGCAGAGUUUGGCUGCUGAAGGCCUCAUUGCUGAGAACCUGAUGAAAUAUAAUCCGACAUGGAAAGAUGCCUCCUUCACCCUUAAGUACUACUCUGAUGCCCUAUUUGACUUCCCUCACUGGUUGGGCCGCAGCAAAAGAUCAUUUCAGCUGAGACUGAUGAGAAACAGAUGAGGGAGACCAUAAGGAUUGUAUCUGCUAAGUUUCCCAGCAUCUGUUGCUGCACAUUUUUAAGAAAACUGAAGAGGAGUGUUCUCAUCAGUGAAGGAGAAGCCUAUCAGUCGAACUCUGCUGCUUUGUCAGGAGUUUGGUAUUUGAACUGCUGGCUUGGAAUUCAUCUGCUGUUCAGUGGGUGGAAAAGCACCAGAAAAGAAAAUGUGGGAUGCCUUUGACAUUAUAGUCAUACAUGUAAAUAAUAAUAAAAAAUUAACAUGUACGUACAUAUAUAUUUAAAUUAUUUCAUUCUCCAACUGGGUUCUGCAGUUGUAUGUGCUGUACAGUGAUUGAACAUGUUUGGA
Xiphophorus maculatus (southern platyfish) is the source of this 3030-nucleotide messenger RNA. It is a transcript of the gene medag, whose product is annotated as mesenteric estrogen dependent adipogenesis. NCBI's taxonomy places the organism in Eukaryota, Metazoa, Chordata, Actinopteri, Cyprinodontiformes, Poeciliidae. Bases 2012 to 2686 code for a protein of 224 amino acids. The record is from RefSeq and is a predicted model, not a curated record. The transcript has 5 exons.